Messenger RNA from Tripterygium wilfordii, 1441 nucleotides. Its product is annotated as probable arabinose 5-phosphate isomerase. Gene Ontology annotation, biological process: carbohydrate derivative metabolic process; carbohydrate metabolic process. Gene Ontology annotation, molecular function: isomerase activity; carbohydrate derivative binding. NCBI's taxonomy places the organism in Eukaryota, Viridiplantae, Streptophyta, Magnoliopsida, Celastrales, Celastraceae. The coding region runs from base 213 to 1238 and encodes 341 amino acids. The record is from RefSeq and is a predicted model, not a curated record. The transcript is spliced from 3 exons.
ACAUCGCCGACAGCGGUAAUCUUCCCUUUUUUCGUUAACGUGAAAUGUAACGGCGCUAAAUCUAAUCAAGGACGAUCAGGGAAUCCGGCCAUUCUAAUUUUACCGCGAAAACUAACGGCGGAGCAAACGUCCUCCCCGCCUUUAUAAGCGACGAUCAAAUUCAUUGGCGAUUCGAAAAGCCAGAUCUCUCCGUGUGAGAUCUAAUAUACAAAAUGGGGUCUCUGCCACCGUCGCUGGGAUUUCCGUCACCACCGAAAGAAGAGUCCAGAAUUGACGAGAAUACGCUAAUCGGCCUCUUCAAAUCCCAACAGAACCAUCUGAACUACUUUUUCCAGAACCUCGACCGGACGCAGACACUCUCCUUCACGCGGACUCUACUCAACACCCGGGGCACCAUCUUCUUCACCGGAGUCGGCAAGUCCGGGUUCGUCGCCAACAAAAUCUCCCAGACUCUCGUGUCGCUCGGCAUUCGCGCCUCAUUUCUCUCCCCUGUGGACGCGCUUCACGGUGACAUCGGCAUCGUCUCCAACCGCGAUGUUGUUGUACUCUUUAGCAAGUCCGGAUCAACCGAAGAGCUCCUCCGCCUCGUUCCCUGCGCUCGUGCCAAGGGCGCGUACCUGAUCGCUGUGACCUCCGUGGAAGGCAGUGCCCUCGCUGCUGUCUGUGAUAUGAACGUGCAUUUGCCUCUCGAGAGGGAGCUUUGCCCAUUUGAUCUAGCGCCUGUGACUUCCACGGCUAUCCAAAUGGUGUUCGGGGAUACUGUUGCCAUUGCAAUGAUGGGAGCCCGGAAUCUCACGAAGGAGGAGUACGCAGCGAAUCAUCCGGCUGGGAGGAUCGGCAAGAGUCUCAUUUUCAAGGUGAAAGAUGUUAUGAAGAAACAAGAUGAGCUUCCAGUUUGCCAGGAAGGAGAUUUGAUAAUGGAUCAGCUUGUGGAACUCACAAGUAAAGGAUGCGGCUGCCUGCUUGUUAUAGAUGAAGAACGUUAUCUGAUAGGAACAUUUACAGACGGUGAUUUGCGGCGUACUCUCAAGGCUAGUGGGGAAGGUAUCUUUAAGCUCACAGUGGGAGAGAUGUGCAACAGGAGUCCAAGAACAAUUGAUCCAGAAGCAAUGGCCAUUGAAGCCAUGCAGAAGAUGGAAUCCCCACCAUCCCCUGUGCAAUUUUUGCCUGUUAUCAAUCAUCAUAAUAUCUUGAUUGGCAUUGUUACAUUGCAUGGACUAGUUUCAGCAGGCCUUUGAUCUGUUAAAGAUCUUAUUCAUUUUAUUAUUCUUUGUGCCAUAUUGACAUAUUCUAUGUUAAAAAAAUUCAAAGGUCCCCCUAGGCAGUGUUCUUUGUACUCCUAUAAGGUAAUUAGUAUUCAAUAUUGUUUUUUUGUACUGGAGAAGCAAGUCUUCCAUACGAUUAUUAAUUUAUUAUAAAGUUAUGAUUACAAUAGUUGAUA